Messenger RNA from Cygnus atratus (black swan), 3349 nucleotides. RefSeq names its product transmembrane protein 132D (gene TMEM132D). The record is from RefSeq and is a predicted model, not a curated record. The coding region runs from base 1 to 3321 and encodes 1106 amino acids. The transcript is spliced from 9 exons. NCBI's taxonomy places the organism in Eukaryota, Metazoa, Chordata, Aves, Anseriformes, Anatidae.
AUGAGCAUGGAAUAUAUAAAUGGGACAUUAGAUGGAGGAAUGAUGUUAUGGACUAGGCAAUCUGAAGAGUAUGACAGCAGAACAGAUUUUGCCUUGGGGCUGGUGACUGAGAGUCGAGGGAUCCUGGAAAGCAUACAGAGGUUUUCCUUACUGCCAACUUACUUGCCUGUGACCUAUCGUAUCCACAACGCAGAUGUUUCCUUCUUUCUGAAGGAAGCCAACCAGGAUAUUAUGAGGAACUCUAGCUUGCAGUCCCGAGUGGAAUCCUUUCUCAUCUACAAAUCCAAGAGGCCACCGGUGUUAAAUGCCAGUUAUGGACCUUUUUCCAUCGAACAAGUUGUGCCCCAGGACUUAAUGCUGUCUUCGAAUCCAUUUGGAUCUACUAACAAGUUCUCAUUUAAUUGGAAACUUAAGGCCUUCAUAAUGAGUAACAAAAUUUACCCUAGCAAGCCCAAAGUCCAGGUCCUGUUCUACAUCGUGGGCAGGGACUGGGAUGACUACAGCACCACGGAGCGGCUGCCCUGCCUGCGGGUGUUUGCCUUUCGAGAGACGCGGGAGGUCAGAGGCAGCUGCAGGCUGCAAGGGGACCUGGGGUUGUGUGUGGCAGAGUUGGAACUCCUGGCAAGCUGGUUUAACCCCCCCACAGUUGUUGCCGGCCGUAAGAAACAAAUGGAUCAUUCUCAAGGGAGCCCUGUGGAGCUUUACUAUGCCAUACAACCAGGAGAUGAGAAAGGAGAAUGCACCAAGGAGGAUGUUAGGAAAAGUAAUGGGAUCCGACCGGGGCGCAAUGACAUUGAUGAGUCAGGACCUCCCUUGCAGAGGAUUGGAAGUGUUUUCCUUUACCAGACACAUGCUGGCCCUCCCCUAAAUGAAAUUAGAUUGGAUAAUAAUAUUGCCAUCCAGUAUGCACCAAAGACUGUCAAGCAAGGUGACAUUUUGACUUUCCUUGUAUUUAUUGCUAAAAAUUCAACAGAAGAUCAAUUCACACUGAGGGCGAAGGUGAAGAAAGGUGUGAACAUCUUCAGUGUAAGAGCCAGCAGCCCGUACUUGUGGGAUAUCAGAGAGAGUGUGGAUUAUACGGGGAAAUAUGCACCAGCUGUUAUUGUUUGCCAGAGGAAAUCUGCUGCCUCUGAAAACAGCGCGGAUGGUCCAUCCUCUGAAAUCAUGCAGAUUGAUUUUGAAAUUGAAGAUCUAACUGACCUACCUGGGACCCAGCUCAUCACAUGGCAAGUAGAAUAUCCUGGAGAUACAACAUCUGAUCUAGGAGUCUCCAAGAUCUACGUAAGCCAAAAGGACCUGGUAGGAGUUCUCCCUUUGGCUAUGGAAGCAGAGAUCCUGAAUACAGCUAUUCUCACUGGGAAAACAGUGGCUGUCCCUGUCAAAGUGAUCUCUGUGGAAGAUGAUGGGACUGUGACUGAUCUUCUGGAAUCUGUGGAGUGCAGAUCAUCAGAUGAAGAUGUCAUUAAGGUUUCUGACAGAUGUGACUACGUCUUUGUCAAUGGAAAGGAAAUGAAAGGCAAAGUGAAUGUCAUAGUUAAUUUUACUUACCAGCAUCUGAGUGCCCCUUUAGAAAUGACAGUCUGGGUUCCUCGUCUCCCGCUGCAGAUAGAGGUCUCUGACACAGAACUAAAUCAGAUCAAGGGAUGGAGAGUCCCCAUCAUCUCUAAUAAGAGACCAGCCAGGGACAGUGAUGAUGAAGAAGAGGAUGAACGGAAGGGAAGAGGAUGCACCCUUCAGUACCAACAUGCGAUGGUACGAGUGCUCACGCAGUUUGUAGCCGAAGCCUCGGACCCUGGAGGCCAGCUGAGCUACUUACUGGGUUCUGACUGGCAGAUUGACAUCACCGACCUGGUGAGUGACUUCAUGCAGGUGGAGGAGCCAAGAAUUGCUAAGCUACAGGAUGGACAGGUUUUGAUUGGACAGGAGCUUGGAAUGACGACAAUUCAGAUAUUGUCCCCCCUUUCAGAUGCUAUCUUAGCUGAGAAGACAGUGACAGUCCUGGAUGAGAAGGUGACAAUAACUGAUCUGGGAGUGCAGCUGGUAACUGGAUUAUCACUUUCUCUGCAGCUGAGUCCUGGAAGCAAUAAGGCUAUCUUUGCUACAGCAGUAGCACAAGAGUUGCUCCAAUCUCCGAAGCAGGAAGCAGCCAUCAGCUGCUGGAUCCAGUUCAGUGAUGGAUCUGUCAUGCCCCUGGAUAUUUAUGACUCCAAAGACUUCUCCUUGUCAGCUACAUCUCUGGAUGAGAAGGUGGUCUCCAUUCACCAUGACCCCAAAUUCAAGUGGCCCGUGAUUGCAGCUGAGACAGAAGGCCAGGGGACACUGGUGAAGGUGGAGAUGGUGAUCAGUGAAUCAUGCCAGAAAUCCAAAAGGAAGAGUGUCCUGGCUGUUGGAAGUGGCAGCAUUAAAGUGAAGUUUGGGCAGAGUGAUGCCAACCCUAACAUCAGCGAUAGUAAACACAGGGGAAGUGGUGUCCACCUAGAAAAUCAUGCCAGUGACCGGCGUCAGAAAACCACUUUGCAGGAGAGAGCUGGGCCAGAUGGCCAGUAUUACAGCUCCUCGAUGGGCCAAGAGCAAAGCAAAGGGACCACCACCCAAAAGUCUAUUUUAAGUAAAAAAGAAGACAGAGAAAGCCUCCUGGACGAUGACAGUCAUCUGCAGAACAUCCCGAUAGAUUUCACGAGCUUCCCUGCACAGGUGGAUCUGCCGAGAAGCAACGGAGACUUGGAAGAGAAUGACCUUGUGCAGACCCCCAGGGGACUCAGCGAUCUGGAGAUAGGAAUGUACGCUCUGCUAGGAGUCUUUUGCCUGGCAAUUCUGGUCUUCCUUAUCAAUUGUGUCACUUUUGCUUUGAAGUACAGAAACAAACAAGUUCCCUUUGAAGAACAAGAGGGCAUGAGCCACUCUCAUGACUGGGUUGGGCUGAGCAACAGGACAGAACUUCUGGAGAAUCACAUAAAUUUCUCAUCUCAACAAGAUGAACGUAUUACAGCCAUUGACAGAGGAGUGGACUAUGAAGAGAGCAAAUAUCUCCUCAACACAAAUGCUCCCAAAAAUAUUAAUGGACAAACUUUUAGGUCUACUGAGUCCACAUUCACUGAAGAGAAAGAACAGAAAAGUGAACCAACUACUUCUCCUACCUCUAAGAGGAAACGGGUUAAAUUCACCACCUUUACCACCAUCUCCUCUGAUGAUGGAUGCCCAACUGUCAACUCCAUCUUGAUGAGCAGUGAAGAUGACAUUAAAUGGGUUUGCCAGGAUAUGGACCUGGGGGAGUGCAAAGAACUUAAAAACUAUAUGGAAAGAUUACAUGAAAAUUUGUAAUGAGACACAAAAGACUUCUUUUGUUUGG